GGCGCGGCGGGCGGUCUCCUCUCCCCCGGCCCCCGCGCCGGACCCGGGCCGGCCGCGCGGGCGGCGGGCGGCGCUCCCCCCCGCCGGCUGCGCGCCGCCCCCGGGGGGCGGCGGUGAGGGACCUGCCCGGCGCCCCGCUAUUUAUCUCCCCCCCCACCACCCCCCCCCGCCCCCUUCUCCUCCCCGCCGCCGCUCUUCCCCGCGCCGCAGAGAUCCCGCGCCACGGGCGGGCCAUGGCUGGCGGCGGCGCGGCCGGCCCGGCGGGCGCGCACUGAGGGUGCCCGGAGCCCCCGCCGUCGGGGCGCGGCCGCACCAUGUCGGCCGUCGCCUACGUGGACUUCGUGGCGGCGCAGUGCCUGGUCUCCAUCUCUAACCGCUCCGCCGUGCCCGAGGCAGCGCGGCUGAAGAUGCCGGGCGAAGGGGAGGCGGCCCGGGAGCUGCGCGACCCCCGCGACGCCUGGAAGGACUACUGCGCUCUGCUGGCCAUCGCCAAGAGCCUGCUGGAGCUGAACAAGUACCGGCCGCUGCCCGCCCCCUCCGUCUGCAGCGACAGCGUGGAGAGCCCCGACGAGGACGCGGCCUCCGACAGCGACGCGGCCACCGAGCCGGGCUCCAGCCCGCCCCGCAGCCCGCCGCCGGGGCCGCCCCCCCGCCUGCGCGCCGCCGGGGCCGCCCCCAAGGGGAAGCUGGCGGCCGAGAAGCGGCACAAGUGCCCCUACAGCGGCUGCGGCAAGGUCUACGGCAAGUCAUCCCACCUCAAGGCGCACUACCGUGUGCACACAGGCGAGCGACCAUUCCCCUGCACAUGGCCCGACUGCCUUAAAAAGUUCUCCCGCUCCGACGAGCUCACCCGGCACUACCGAACCCACACCGGCGAGAAGCAGUUUCGGUGCCCCCUCUGCGAGAAGCGGUUCAUGCGGAGCGACCACCUGACGAAGCACGCCCGCCGCCACACCGAGUUUCACCCCAGCAUGAUCAAGCGAUCCAAAAAGUGCAGCUCCAGCAGCUCCUUGUGAAGGCAGGGCUGGCCCGGGGAGGGGAGCGGGGGGGAGGCGAGCUGCGGCGAGGACGCAGGCAGUGGUGCCGGUUGUCCUCACCAUCCGAAAGCACACAUAGCCAACAUUAAAAAAAAAAAAAAAAAUUAAAAUAAAAAGUACUCCAUGCCCCUCUCCCCGUACUCCACCUCCCCACCCUGCGCUGGGAAGAGCGGUCUGGAGCAAGUGGACUGCGGGGUGAGAGGAGGGAAGGGAUGGCCAGCAGAGGAGGUGGUCACCUCCUCUGAUGUAAAGCAUUGAUGCUGGUGUACAUAUGUCUGACUGCCAUGGUCUGGCCUAUGCCACCACAGUAGCGUGACCCCAAGGUCUUUGUGAUUGCCGUGUCAUGAACAUGUUUCGUUGAACAGUGUAAUGCUGCUUGUAUUUAGAGUUUGUCAAGUAAAACCGCUUUCCAAGUCGCAUAAAUAACUCUCAGAUAGAAACUCCAUAGCACAUUGUAGAAGUGGGUUUACUUCUGUCUCGGAACUAUCCUGCAUUUAAAAAGACUGUUAAGAGAAACAUUACGUAUGUUACUAAUAGCGUCUGAUUGAUAUACUGAGAUAAGGUGAAUUUAUACUCAAGAAGGCCCAUUAAGUAAAAGGGUCUUUUUAUCUUUUCUUUGUAUUAACUAUACUUUUGAAUAUAAGCUGCACUUUUCCAGUAAAAACAUCUAUAAUUCAAGAAGAUACUUAAAGCAAAAAAACCCCACAACAGCUCAGUCAUUUGCUGACCAUAUGUGUAUUUAGCUCUGUUAUUCACUUACCUGGAAAAAUACAAAUCAGCCUAGAUAAUGUGGUGGGGGCGUGGGAGCAGAAGCAUAAGUCUCUCAGUUGAUCCUAUACUUUUAAUCUGUCAAUAAAUACAGUACUGUACUAUAGAAAUGCCACUAACAGUGCUUUAUUCUGCUGUGUUUUGUUUGAAUGGAUGCAUAACAGCAGCUACCAUCUUUAUAAACUGCUGCUUUUUUAAA
Messenger RNA from Aquila chrysaetos chrysaetos, 2004 nucleotides. It is a transcript of the gene KLF9, whose product is annotated as Kruppel like factor 9. The record is from RefSeq and is a predicted model, not a curated record. Gene Ontology annotation, molecular function: DNA-binding transcription factor activity, RNA polymerase II-specific; RNA polymerase II cis-regulatory region sequence-specific DNA binding. The coding region runs from base 315 to 1016 and encodes 233 amino acids. Lineage: Eukaryota; Metazoa; Chordata; Aves; Accipitriformes; Accipitridae. Gene Ontology annotation, biological process: regulation of transcription by RNA polymerase II. The transcript has 2 exons.